AUGAGCAACGAUAAUAAUUUGAAUAUCAGCAAAUUAAGAGAACAUAUUAACAGGCUCGAACGAUUCUUAAACGUUUGGGAGCAGUUGGAUGAAGAAAUCUUAACUUCAACUAACAGUGCAUCUAAUGAUGACAACGGCCGCUUAUUAACUGAUCGUCACGAAAUUUUGGAAGCGAUGGAAGAUGUUUGCAAUGAAUUUUCAGGUGAUCUGAGGACUAGUCAAAUUAAUAUGUUACCCAGCUAUGAAUAUAAUGUUGAUAAAUCCUGUGACAAUCAGGCCUAUUGUGCGGUCUGCAUUAAUGAUCUGGUUUCAAAGGAACUUAUACGCAAGUUGCCAUGCGGUCACAAUUUCCACGCUGAAUGUUUAGACAAAUGGUUGCAGUCACAUGAAACUUGUCCAAUGUGUCGGACUCGUGUGAUUGACGGGUAA
This is a messenger RNA of Glossina fuscipes, 429 nucleotides long. Its product is annotated as RING-H2 finger protein ATL70-like. Bases 1 to 429 code for a protein of 142 amino acids. The transcript has a single exon. NCBI's taxonomy places the organism in Eukaryota, Metazoa, Arthropoda, Insecta, Diptera, Glossinidae. The record is from RefSeq and is a predicted model, not a curated record.